CUGAACUCCAAUAAAGGUCUCACGAGCUCUAUCAUAAUUCAUUGUAUUCAUUUCUGCGAGCCUCAUCCAUACCUGUGAAUGCUCGAAUUUGAUGUUCCAAAACACAAGACAAAAUGUUCCAAGAUUUCAAAGUCUUUGUUAAAGGAGUGGUGGUUACUGCUUUAGUUCUCUUCGGCCUCGACCUUAUUCUACGAACAUAUCAUGGUUAUACGUAUAGAGAUUCCUGGCACGCAAUCUCUAACGCAGCAUGCGACACAAAUACUACACUUACCAGUGCACCAUCGACGGCUAGUUCAAAAGUCGGGAAGGUCUUCAUGCAAUACGGCCCAGUGAACCCAGUUUACGAGCGAGCUCUUUCCACGCAUCACCCUCACAACGAAAAAUUUGGAUAUCCUAUAUUCCUGCUUCGCUCGCAGACAUUACCGGACUAUUGGUCAAAGACAGCAUACAUCUUAAAGAUACUGAUUGACGAGCUAGAGAAGCCGUUGGAAAGCCGGCUCGAGUGGUUAUUUUGGUUCGACUCAGAUAUUGUCCUCAUGAAUCCCAAUAUACCGCUGGAGAUAUUCUUGCCACCUAAUGACAAGUGGUCUCAUAUCCAUGUAUUGAUCAGCCAAGAUCAUCGUGGUUUGAAUAAUGGCUGUUUUGGCAUUAGGGUCCACGAAUACUCUGUUUGGCUUUUGUCGGCGACUCUAUCCAUUAAGACCUAUCUACCAGACAUCAAGCUGAAGAUCGGCGACCAGUCGGCCCUUGAAUAUUGGCUACAAAGCACUCAGUUUCGGAAUGGCACCAUGCACAUGCCGCAACGUUGGUUCAAUGCAUAUGCUGGAUACCGAGGGAGGGCUGACUACUCAGAUCCUCUUCUUCCACAGCGGAAAUUCAGGCCAAAUUCGAUUAAAGAAGGAGAUAUAUUGGUACAUCAUGCCGGCCACAAGCAGUUACGCAUGGCACGUAUGGAGCCCUGGGUUGCCGUGGCGGAACAACAUCUCCCUCAAUGGGAACUCCAGCUAUCUCAAACAACCUAUCUCCAAGAAAUCCAAAAGUUUUGGGAGACCGAGGCAGAUAAGGAAUACGAGCGAGUGACUGCUUUCAGAGAGGUAUCUGGAUAUCAUUACUUGUGAAAUUGUACCAUUUCGCAAAUGGAUAAGAUAUUGAAUCAACGC
Molecule: messenger RNA, 1160 nt
Organism: Exophiala mesophila
Lineage: Eukaryota; Fungi; Ascomycota; Eurotiomycetes; Chaetothyriales; Herpotrichiellaceae
Exons: 3
Coding region: 114-1118 (334 amino acids)
Biological process (GO): protein N-linked glycosylation
Cellular component (GO): Golgi membrane
Molecular function (GO): glycosyltransferase activity
Source: RefSeq, a predicted model, not a curated record